Raphanus sativus (radish) is the source of this 575-nucleotide messenger RNA. Its product is annotated as 60S ribosomal protein L36-2. Lineage: Eukaryota; Viridiplantae; Streptophyta; Magnoliopsida; Brassicales; Brassicaceae. The transcript is spliced from 4 exons. Gene Ontology annotation, cellular component: ribosome; cytosolic large ribosomal subunit. Gene Ontology annotation, biological process: cytoplasmic translation. The record is from RefSeq and is a predicted model, not a curated record. Bases 117 to 455 code for a protein of 112 amino acids. Gene Ontology annotation, molecular function: structural constituent of ribosome.
GAAAAGGGUUAGGUAGGGUUUCUCUUUAGCCUCCUCCUCCUCCGUAUAUACAUUCAGAGUUUUUCAGUCGUCUUCCUUGUUUCGGAGGAGGAGCUCGAUCCAAAAGCAAAAAGAAGAUGACAACUCCGCAAGUAAAGACUGGUUUGUUCGUAGGGUUGAACAAAGGACAUGUUGUCACCAGACGCGAAUUAGCUCCUCGUCCUCGUUCUCGCAAAGGACAAACGAGCAAGAGGACACUCUUUAUCAGAUCAUUGAUAAGGGAAGUAGCUGGUUUUUCUCCCUACGAGAAGAGAAUCACUGAGCUUCUUAAGGUUGGUAAAGACAAGCGUGCUCUCAAGGUCGCUAAGCGUAAGUUGGGUACCCACAAGAGAGCCAAGAGGAAGAGAGAGGAGAUGUCUAGCGUUCUCCGCAAGAUGAGGUCUGGUGGUGGUGGUGCUACUGAGAAGAAGAAGUGAGCAUCUUAUCUCUCAGAAUGACAAGUUAUUCAUAUUAUGCGUGUUUUAGUAUUUGGGAUUUGAAGAGAAUUUUGUCCAUGACUGGUGAUUAUUGGUUGAAACUUAUCAUUUUAUCUUUUA